CUACAAGAUGGGCAUGCUACAUGUCCGGGCCAGACGCGCACCCUCCAAGGAGAACACUUCGUACUCGCAUGCCUUUGUGCGAGCUGCCUUUGCCUCAGCUGGCCCCCCCCCGCUCCUCGUCGCGGCCGUCACCCUGAGGGCUCCCGCUGCGGUGGGCGGCGCGGCCGCAGAGCCCGCCGCGCCCGGAGCAGUGGCGCUCCCCGCCUGGGCCGCGGAGGCGCCGCGGCCUCGUCGACGAGGGCCGGUGUCCAGAGGUGCGCGUGCUGGUGUUCUGUUCGCCGGUGGAGCCUCAGGACAACGCGGCGAGGGUUGCGGCCAUUCGCUCGACGUGGGGCGCUGAUGGGGUGGUGCGCGCCCCGAGUGGGGCGUGCCUUCGGCUGAGCCUCUCGGUGAGCGACGUCCCGCAGCCCGCGAUCGAGGACACCGGAGAGUGGCUCAAGGCCUUCACAGCGGAGGCGGUCCAGAGCCCUGGCCUCUCCUGGCUGAUGAAGGUGGAGGACGUUUCCUGGGUGCUGCCUGGUCGCCUCGCAGAGCUGCUGUCGAGAUACAGCCCGUCGCAGCCGCUGCUUCUGGGCAACCAGCUGCGGACGAAGUGGGGCCCGCACCACAGGUACAUGUCCGGAGCGGGCUUUCUCAUGAGUGCCGAGACCUUGAAGAGGCUCCAGGAUGCCUUCCUCCAGAAGGGCCUUGAUCUGGUUCCAAAGGGGCUCAUGAAGAUCCCAGACGUCGGCGUCACGAUGAUCUGCGAGCAGCUCGGGGCCGCGGUGCCAGACACACGCGACGCGAUGGGGGGCGAGCGUUUCAACGUGUUCCCACCGCACGUGUGCGCGAAGGGCGCGUACCACGACUGGUACCGUGAGUACAAGGCGCAGGCGGAGCAGGAGGCCCUGGGCGGCGAGGGGUGCUCCGCCACUGGGGAGAGGGCGUGCUCUUCCACUACGUCGGGGCCAGCGAGCAGGGCGAGCUCGGCCGCCCGCUGGGGCUGCCCGCCCUCCCUGUGCCCGCCUGGCCCUGGCCCCGCCCGGCACUGUUCGACCGCUGGGGCAAGCCGCCCGGGGCCGACACCGCGGCGGACCGGCUGCUCGUCAAGCUCCACGCCUGGGACGUGCCUGGGCCGACCACGGCGUGGUGGACGCUGGCGGCGGGUUGGGGGCCCGCCGCGCAGAGGGGCUCGCGGGUCACCGUCCACGCGGUGGGCGCCCUGCGGGAGCCCCGCACGGUGUUCUGGAACACGAGCGAGGGCGGCGGGAAGCCCUUCGCGUACACGGCGGGCGUGGGGGCCGUGAUCGCGGGCUGGGACCGCGGGGCGCUGGGCCUGCGCUCGGGGGAGACGAGGCGCCUGCUCAUACCCGCCGCCGAGGGCUACGGCCACGCGGGCUUUCCUGCAUGGGGCAUCCCGCCGAACGCGGCUCUCGUCUUCACGCUGGAGUGCGUGGAUGUGGCUGAUGCCCCCGCGGAA
This is a messenger RNA of Prorocentrum cordatum, 1459 nucleotides long. The record is from the annotation of a GenBank genome assembly. NCBI's taxonomy places the organism in Eukaryota, Dinophyceae, Prorocentrales, Prorocentraceae.